AUGGGUCUGAAGCUGCUGAACAGUGUAAGGGGGGCUGUGCUUUUGGUUUUUUCAGUUAGCACUGUGCUGACUUGUCCAAAGAACUGCCACUGCACAGAGAGGAAUGGACUCAAGAUAGUCCAGUGCACAUCACGUGACCUUGAGAAAAUUCCGGCUAACAUUCCAGAGGACACAGUUUCUCUUCAGCUAGCUUCUAACCGUAUCACCCGUAUCCCCAGCCAGGCCUUCAAGGGUUUGCGUCGACUUCAGGAGCUGGAUAUCUCCAACAAUGCCAUUGAGGUGGUGGAGGAAGGUGCUUUCCAUGGUAUGUCUGAGGGCCUUCGUGCCCUGGACUUGUCAAACAACCUGCUGCAAGCGGUCCCUAGAGAGACCUUUGCACGGCUGCAUGCUAAGAUCAGCCUGGCCGGAAAUCCCUGGCAUUGUGAAUGCACCCUCCAGGAGGUGCUGAGGGAGCUGCAGCUGGAUCCCGACACAGUGAACCAGGUGAACUGCCAGACGGCUGUGCGUGAUGAAUACGCAGGCAAGUCUGUCAUCCAGGUGCUUGACUCCGGGGUCAACUUCUGCAGCUUUCAGCGCAAAACCACGGAUGUGGCCAUGUUCAUCACCAUGUUUGCCUGGUUUACCAUGGUGAUAGCCUACGUGGUGUACUAUGUGAGGCAAAACCGGGAGGAUGCCCGUAGACAUCUAAAGUACCUCAAGGCCCUACCCAACAGCCCCAGGGACAGCAAGAAUUCGGGCACAAUUAGCACAGUGCUAUAG
Messenger RNA from Colossoma macropomum (tambaqui), 759 nucleotides. RefSeq names its product leucine-rich repeat-containing protein 3-like. NCBI's taxonomy places the organism in Eukaryota, Metazoa, Chordata, Actinopteri, Characiformes, Serrasalmidae. The coding region runs from base 1 to 759 and encodes 252 amino acids. Gene Ontology annotation, cellular component: plasma membrane. The transcript has a single exon. Gene Ontology annotation, molecular function: protein binding. The record is from RefSeq and is a predicted model, not a curated record.